Polyodon spathula (Mississippi paddlefish) is the source of this 3233-nucleotide messenger RNA. RefSeq names its product polypeptide N-acetylgalactosaminyltransferase 6-like. The coding region runs from base 290 to 2131 and encodes 613 amino acids. Gene Ontology annotation, cellular component: Golgi apparatus. The transcript is spliced from 11 exons. Lineage: Eukaryota; Metazoa; Chordata; Actinopteri; Acipenseriformes; Polyodontidae. The record is from RefSeq and is a predicted model, not a curated record.
UCGCUUACGGGGAUUUACAACUCUGGGAGGAAAUGUAAAUGAUGUUGUCGUGUUUUACACGAAUGCAUUGUGAUUAACAAUGUCGACUGUAAUAGUUCUUCUGAAGUGAACGGUUUAGCUUCAUGGACGUCGAUCGAUCUUCUUCCGCUUUAUUUACGAGAAGCUGGGUGAUCAUUUCUUCUCCACACCGGCCAACGCGAAGGUGUGUCCCAUGGAGUCUUCAACAGCUUUCAGCCUUCUCUGCUGAAGUCAACUCCGGCCCUUCUUUGUAAAAACACUUGCUGCUAGCAUGAGGUUGUUUCCACGGCGACGCUUCAGCCCCCUGAAACUGGCCUUGCUGGGGGUGGUCGUCUUCUUCCUCGUCAUCUUCUUUAUGCAGCAGGACGUGGGGGAAGGGACAUCCGACAGGAAGGCACGUGUGAUCGACGUGAUGAUGGACGCUAUGAACAACAUCCGAGACUCCAUGCCCAAGUUUCAGAUCCAGGCCCCAGAGCCCCGGGAGGAGCCUGAGGAGCGGGUACCACAGUGCCCCCCGGGUGAUUACUCCCCGGCUGAGCUCAAACCAGUCAUGGAAAGGCCCAUCCAAGACCCCCAGGCACCCGGCGCAGACGGCCAGGCCUUCAAAGAGGGCAAGCUGUCUGAGGAGGAACAGAAGGAGAAGGACCGCGGCAUGCAGAAGCAGUGCUUCAACCAAUUUGCCAGCGACCGUAUCUCUCUGCACCGGAGCUUAGGAGCCGACACCAGGCCUCCAGAGUGUAUUGAUCAGAAGUUCAAACGCUGCCCCCCGCUGCCCACGACGAGCGUGAUCAUUGUGUUUCACAACGAGGCCUGGUCCACCCUGCUGAGGACGGUGUACAGCGUGCUCCACACCUCCCCUGCCAUCCUGCUGAAGGAGAUCAUACUGGUGGACGACGCCAGCACUGACGAGCAUUUGCGGACGCAGCUGGAGGAAUACGUGAAGCAGCUGCAGAUUGUGAGGGUGGUCAGGCAGCUGGAGAGGAAGGGGUUAAUCACAGCCAGGCUGCUAGGAGCCAAGGAGGCCACAGGAGAGGUGCUGACCUUCCUGGACUCGCAUUGCGAAUGCUUCUAUGGCUGGUUGGAGCCCUUGCUGGCUCGCAUCGCGGAGGACCGCACGGCCGUGGUGAGCCCGGACAUCCCCAGCAUCAACCUCGACACCUUCGAGUUCUCCAAACCAGCGCGCCACCCCCAGCAACACAACCGUGGCAACUUCGACUGGAGCCUGUCCUUCGGCUGGGAGGCCGUGCCACAGCACGCGAAGGAACGACGCAAAGACGAGACCGACCCCAUCAAGACCCCCACAUUUGCCGGAGGUCUGUUUUCCAUCUCCAAGUCGUACUUCGAACACAUCGGGAGCUAUGAUGACCAGAUGGAGAUCUGGGGCGGAGAGAACGUUGAAAUGUCUUUCAGGGUGUGGCAGUGCGGGGGUCAGCUGGAGAUCAUUCCCUGCUCUGUGGUGGGACAUGUCUUCAGAACCAGGAGCCCCCACAGCUUCCCCAAGGGCACCCAGGUGAUCACCAGGAACCAGGUGCGGCUGGCCGAGGUGUGGAUGGACGGCUACAAGGAGGUCUUCUAUCGACGGAACCAGAAUGCAGCCGCCAUGGCCAGAGAGCACACGUACGGAGAUAUCUCCGCGCGACUGAGGCUAAGGGAGGACUUGAAGUGCAAGAACUUCACCUGGUACCUGGAGAACGUUUACCCAGAGGCCUUCGUCCCCGACCUCACUCCAGUGCUGUAUGGAGCGCUUAAAAACAAGGGGAUGGAAAAGUGCCUGGAUGUUGGAGAGAGCAACCAGGGAGGGAAGCCACUGAUCAUGUACCCCUGCCAUGGAAUGGGAGGAAACCAGUACUUUGAAUACACCUCUCACAAGGAGCUGCGUCACAACAUUGGGAAGCAGCUGUGCCUGCAUGGCACCAGGGGGCCGGUGAAGAUCGAAGAGUGCAGGCUGAAAGGAAGGGGCACCAGCGUGGUGGGCGAGCAGAUCUGGGAGUUCACGAGCGAUAAUCUCUUAAAGAAUCCGACGUCAGGAACGUGCUUGACUGCUAAGGACGGGAAACCCGCUCUGGGCUCGUGUGACCCAGCAGACCCACUCCAGAACUGGUCUUUCAGCUGAGAAUCCUGCAGGAGCGACCCAACAAGACUGGGGACGAACUGGCCUGAAGAGGUCAGAGGGGUGAGCCCCUAGUUUUCAGGACUCUGCAUUGGAGAGCUACUGCCAGCGAGCGACACCAGGGCGGACAAUGGUCGUCGUGGAUACAAAUGAAAGAUUGCCCUGUUUUGCACUGGGCCAUAGUGAUUUACAGUGUAUCGUCCUGCUGGUCCUCAGCAAAUUAUCUGCAAAACUUCGACUGGAUUGUGCCUUUAGGCCAUCAACUGUUUCAAUUGCCUUUUCUUUAAGACUUUCUGCAAGGACCUUGCAAUCUGGCUUUCUGGUGCCUGGGUGUCUAAUGCUUUUAACUCCUUCAUCUCGGCUGUGAAUCGGAAACGGUCCUGUGGAACACAACACACACUGGUUUCUCAACAACAGCCAAGACUUCUAUCCUUCAUUUAAAAAAAAAGCUGCAAGAGGUUUUGAAGACAUUGUAUUGCAGUUUGAUUUUUGGGACAGAUAGUUGUAGGUUAGCGUGUCCCCCCCCCCCAAAGGUCUCUGAUCCUGUGUGUCUCCAUCUAAUCAAAAAAAGAUUGAAUGAAUGAGGUAUUUAUAAUAAAUGACUGCAAUCGAUUUUUUGGUGAUGUCUGUUCUGCUUCUGCUCUAAAAUAUUUUAUAUAUAGUCAAACCAUCUGAAUACCAGUCCUGUUAAUGUUACUCUCCUCUCAUCACAUUGACAUGCCCAGCCUGAAUAAUGUCAAUGGGGACAAGCCCCUGACAGAAUCACAUUGGUUAUUAGAACACUACUACACCUGAUUUCCCACCCACUUAUCACCACAUUGGACAGCAGAAUUAAAUCCCUGUACUGAAAUGCAAAGUAGAGUAGCAUAUUAUAGCAAGCACCACACUACCACCUUUAACUGUACAAUAGUGUAGUAGACUGGUGCAUUGAAAAGAAAUGCAAUUAAAAGAACGCUGCUGUACUUGAUACGAAAGUGUUUUUGUGUUCAUAGGAACAGUAGUUUGUUUGAACAUUUUAAUUUUGAGGAUUGGUUUGCACAGCUGUACCUGCACUCUUAUUACAGGGGUAGAGCAGCAGUAGUAAUUGUGUACAGCCGGUAGUUAU